This is a messenger RNA of Malania oleifera, 4318 nucleotides long. RefSeq names its product probable leucine-rich repeat receptor-like protein kinase At2g33170. Gene Ontology annotation, biological process: protein phosphorylation. Gene Ontology annotation, cellular component: plasma membrane. The record is from RefSeq and is a predicted model, not a curated record. Lineage: Eukaryota; Viridiplantae; Streptophyta; Magnoliopsida; Santalales; Ximeniaceae. The transcript has 3 exons. Gene Ontology annotation, molecular function: ATP binding; protein kinase activity; protein binding. The coding region runs from base 724 to 4080 and encodes 1118 amino acids.
GGGAAAUUUUUUAAGUAUUCGAUGAGCCACGCGAGCAGAGUCGUUCGUGCUGCUUGGGCUGUAGUAGGAGGGAAGCUGAAAAUAUAGAAUAAUUUUCCUCCAUUAUGUACCCACCAACCGGUCACAAUCCAGGAAAUUCCAGAUUUUCUCGAGAAAAAUGUGAACUCUCGCACUUGCCUAAAAGGAUUUCAGUUCCCUCACCUUUUUCGCAAAUCACUAAAGAAAAGGGAAGCCAUAGGGACAAGCAAGAGAGAGAGGAAGAGAGAGUAGUGAAAGCAUGCCUUGUCGGCCAUUAGAGCUUCAAUGAGAGCUCCUACCCGUCCCUUCCAUUCACCUAAAACCCCUUCACUGUCAUUCCCUUCACGACACCAAUACAUGUAAAGAAAGACGUGGGGUUCCUGCAAUUGCUUCCACAGUCUCAAUAAAAUAUGCACAAAACAAUCUCCUCGAGAUUCAUUAUGUCUUGAGAGUUUGUCCCUUCUAAAAUCUUCGAUUUUUAUGCUCCAAAUGGUGUCUGCGGAUCAAAGAUCCCACCAUUCGUGGACAAGCUCAACUGGGAUUCGCUUGUUUUUGUUUUGUUUUAUUUAUUUAUUAUUAUUAUCAUUAUUAUUAUCUUGGUUUUCUUUUGGGGUUUUCUAAUUCGUGAAUCAUACAGUUCUUACUCUGUCAUGUCAAGGGAACAGUGAGAAAUGGUGGACUUGCUGUUUCGUUAUCUCUUUUCUGAUGAGCCAAGGACUUAGAGGUGUUGAAGUGUCGUUUAUUAGAAUGUCGGGGAAUUUUAAAUCAAAGAGAUUUUUGAUUUUGGGACUAAUAAGAUUUUUACUAGUUGCUGUUCUACUAGUUUGCACUUCAGAAGGGUUGAAUUCAGAAGGCUUAUACCUCCUAGAGCUGAAGGCUGGUAUUCAUGAUGGGUUUAAUCAUCUGGCUAAUUGGAAGUCGAGCGACCAAACGCCUUGUGGAUGGAUGGGUGUAAAUUGCACAUCCGUUAAUGAUCCAAUGGUUCAGUCUCUUGAUUUGAGCAACAUGAAUCUUUCUGGCACUCUAUGCCCUAGUAUUGGUGGCUUGAAUUCCUUAACCUCUCUCAAUGUUGCUAACAAUCAGUUUGCUGGAAACAUACCCAAGGAGAUUGGAAAUUGUUCAAGGCUGGAAUAUCUUUCUUUGAACAACAAUCAGUUUAAUGGGCAAGUUCCUGCUGAAUUAGGCAAUUUAUCUUGUUUAAAAGUUUUGAAUAUGUGCAAUAACAAACUCUCUGGUUAUCUUCCAGAGGAGUUUGGAAAACUUUCUUCUCUUGUUGAAUUUGUGGCAUAUUCUAACAAUCUUACGGGUCCAUUGCCUCGAUCUCUUGGGAAUCUCAAAAGUUUAACAACAUUUCGAGCUGGGCAGAAUGCAAUUUCUGGAAGCAUUCCUGCUGAGUUAAGUGGUUGUCAGAGCUUGGAAUUUCUUGGUAUAGCCCAAAAUGUUAUAUCUGGGGAAAUUCCUAGGGAGCUUGGUAUGCUUGGGAGCUUGACAGCUCUCUUUCUUUUUGAUAAUCAAUUGUCAGGUUUUAUCCCAAAAGAGCUUGGGAAUUGUACGAAUCUUAUGACUCUAGGUUUGUAUAAAAAUAAUCUUGUGGGACAGAUACCACCAGAGAUUGGGAGCCUCAAGUUUCUGCAGAAGUUAUACCUUUACAGGAAUGAGUUGAACGGAACAAUUCCGAGGGAAUUGGGGAAUCUUUCUCUGGCAACUGAAAUUGAUUUGUCAGAGAACUGUUUGGCAGGAGAGGUUCCAGCUGAGUUCAGUAGAAUAAAGGAUCUGAGUUUGCUCCAUCUCUUCCAGAACCAGCUUACAGGUGUUAUUCCAAAUGAGUUUACUAGCAUGGGAAACUUGACAAAUCUUGAUCUUUCAAUUAAUUUUCUUACAGGUCCCAUUCCACAUAAAUUUCAAUAUUUGACCAAACUGGCCCAGUUACAGCUUUUUAAUAAUGAUUUGAGUGGUACUAUUCCUCAAAGGCUUGGAUAUUACAGCCCACUUUUGGUGCUUGAUUGUUCAUACAAUCAUCUGAUAGGAAGAAUCCCUCCUCAUCUUUGUAGGUACUCCAAUCUGAUUUUGUUGAAUCUCGAGUCCAAUAAGCUGUAUGGGAAUAUUCCAACUGAUGUCAAAAAUUGCAAAUCUUUGGUGCAACUUCGCCUGGCUGGAAACAGCCUAACUGGGAGCUUUCCUUCUGAGUUGUGCAAAUUGGUGAACCUCACUGCCCUUGAAUUGGGUCAGAACAAGUUUAGUGGCUCUAUUCCUUCAGAGAUUGGGAAUUGCAUGAAGUUGCAAAGGCUUCAGCUUGGGAACAAUUACUUUACAUCAGAAUUGCCCAGGGAGAUUGGAAAUUUGUCUCAGUUGGUGACUUUUAAUGUUUCGUCUAAUUUGCUCACUGGAAGGAUUCCACCUCAAAUCAUUAACUGUAAGAAGCUUCAGCGUCUUGAUCUGAGUUGUAAUGGUUUCGUAGAUGCUUUACCAAAUGAGCUCGGAACUCUUUCACAGUUGGAGAUUCUCAACCUUUCAGAAAAUAAAUUUUCUGGAAAUAUACCUGCGGCAUUGGGAAAUCUUUCCCAUAUGACCGAGUUGCAAAUGGGCGGAAAUUCAUUUUCUGGUGGGAUACCUCCAGAGUUUGGCAAUCUUUCAAGCUUGCAGAUUGCUAUGGAUCUUAGUAACAAUAAUCUUUCUGGUAGAAUACCUCCUGAGCUUGGCAAUCUAAUUUUACUUGAGCUUCUCCUGCUCAAUAACAAUCAUUUGACUGGUGAAAUUCCAAGCACAUUUACAAAUCUGUCGAGUUUAAUGGGGUGUAACUUUUCAUACAAUGACCUUGCGGGGCCAUUGCCGACCAUACCACUGUUUGAAAACAUGGCAAUUAGCAGCUUCCUUGGAAACAAAGGUCUUUGUGGGCGACCUCUUGGUGAUUGUGAUGAAAGUCCAUCUUCUGAUGCUGUUCCACCUUUAAAUAGUGUAGAUGCUCCUCAAGGUAAAACUGUCACAGUUAUUGCAGCUGCUGUAGGUGGGGUUUCUCUCAUUCUAAUUGCAGUUAUUUUAUAUUUCCUGAGACGUCCGGUUGACAUGAUUUCUCCUAUGCAAGAAAAAGAAAUUGCUUCUCCAGUUGCGGAUAUUUAUUUCCCUCCCAAGGAGGGUUUCACUUUUCAGGACCUGGUUGAGGCCACAAACAAUUUUCAUGAUAGUUAUGUUGUUGGGAGGGGAGCUUGUGGGACAGUUUAUAAGGCUGUCAUGCAUUCAGGACAAGUAAUAGCUGUCAAGAAGCUAGCAUCUAACAGAGAGGGGAAUAACAUCGAUAAGAGUUUUCGAGCAGAGAUUUUAACUCUGGGAAAGAUUAGGCAUCGCAACAUCGUAAAACUGUAUGGUUUUGGCUAUCACCAGGGUUCCAAUCUGCUUCUCUAUGAGUACAUGGCAAGUGGUAGCUUGGGUGAAGUGCUGCAUGGGGCAUCUUGCAGUCUGGAUUGGCCGACUCGGUUUUUUAUUGCUCUUGGAGCUGCUCAGGGUCUUUCUUAUUUACAUCAUGACUGCAAACCAAAGAUCAUUCAUCGUGAUAUAAAAUCUAACAAUAUUCUUCUUGAUGAAAACUUAGAAGCCCACGUUGGUGAUUUUGGCCUGGCAAAGGUGAUUGACAUGCCUCAAUCUAAGUCAAUGUCUGCAAUUGCAGGAUCAUAUGGAUACAUUGCCCCCGAAUAUGCAUACACUAUGAAGGUCACAGAAAAAUGUGAUAUCUACAGCUAUGGGGUGGUUCUAUUGGAGUUGUUAACUGGAAAAACUCCUGUACAGCCGCUUGAUCAAGGAGGUGAUCUUGUCACUUGGGUGAGGAAUUAUAUUCGAGAUCAUUCAUUGACACCGGCUAUACUUGACAGUCGAGUAAAUCUAAAAGACACGACUGCUUAUCACAUGAUUACUGUCUUAAAAAUUGCUUUACUCUGCACCAAUGCAUCCCCUCUUGAUCGGCCAUCAAUGCGGGAAGCUGUUUCGAUGCUAAUUGAGUCUAAUGUGCAGGAGGGGAACUUCAUUUCAUCCCCAGAUGAUCAUCAUUCUCAGAAAGAUGGUUCUCUAUAACUGUGUGAAACUGGACAGGAUACUGCAAUGAUUUUUUUUUUCUUUUUUCUGGUUCAUGCUGAUUCCUCCAUGUAUCAUUUGUUGUGCUGAGAUUAGAAUUUCUCAUGUACAUUCUUUUUUACAAAAGAAUAGCAUUACAUACAUUUAUGUUCAUUAUUGAUGUUACUCUCAGACUCGUCUUCUGAAAUUAAUAUAAGAUAGUAACACUAGUCUACUGAAGUGAUAGUUCUACUUUAAA